AUCAGUUUACCUCAAAACACAUCCACGUCAUGGCUGUGUCACCUUGGUCGCUGAUUCUACUGCUGAUCCUGGGCUGUCCCAGCUACAAGGCCCUCGAUGAGAAGCGGAUUCGGGGAGUGCUGAACCUGGAACGCGAUCUCCUACAGAACCUCCGCGAAUAUGCCGAGAAGCUGGAGGAGAAGAUCAGUCUUAUAAACAAUUCUUUGGAUGAGUACAUCGACGAGAUAGACGAGGCCAAGAAGGAUCCGGAGGAGUACCUCUCCAAUCCGCUGAAUGCCUUCCGACUGAUCAGGCACAUGCACCAGGAUUGGGUCGGCUGGCAGGUGUACAUGGAGGAGCAGGUGGGCCGUGAACAGGUGUCCAAGAUGGAGCGCCUACUGCCAAAGCUCCCUCAAAAGUCGGCCUUCAAGAAGGCGGCCAAGGAUGUGCAUAAUCUGACCCGAUUCUAUGGCUACGAACCCGCUGAUCUGGUGGCUAAAAAUGAGCUAAAGAGCCCCCUCCAUCUUUCCCCCCUGGACUGCUAUUACUUGGGAAUGGAGCUCUACGAGGAGCACGAUUACCUGGGAGCAGCCAAGUGGUUGCAAGUAGCUGCCCAUAACUACACUCGCUCUAGAUACAGUGAUCUUUUCCAUCUUUUGGGGGCACCACGCUGGCAGGUCUUUCGAGAUCUGGGCAGAACCCUAUUUAAGCUGAAUCGGGAGUCCGCCUAUGCUGCCUACGAUUCGGCACUUCGGUUGAAUUCCCAGAACGUCCACCUCAUGCAGGAGAUUGGUCAGAUGGAGCUGUUCACCCUGAGGGACCCUAUGGAACCCAUACUUGAUCCUGAACCAAAUCCCACCCUUCAGGAGAGCCACUGUCGAGGCAACAUUACUCCAAAAAAGGGUAGUCUGCAGUGCGAGAUCAACACCUGGGUCCACUUAUUCCUGGAAUUCGCUCCCUUAAAGUUUGAGGAGCUCAACAAGGAUCCUUACACCGUCCUUUAUCCGGGAAGCGUCUACGAGGAGGAGAUAAGGCACAUCGAGGACGCCUACGAACGAUGUCCGCCGAGCGCCCAGUUCGAGCUAAAAAAGGGCAUCAACGGGUGUUCGGUCUCCGAUGGAUAUAGCCCAGUGCUGAAGACCAUCAACGAGAGGAUCUUGGACAUGACGGGAGUGGAGGAGACGUUUGGUACUUUCUAUAUAGUCGAAUACUCCCAGCUGACGACCUUUGAUCCCUUCAAACUUUUUAGGAACUCUAGUAAGUUCCGAAAGCUCAACGCCAAAAAUUUGGAUAAUGUCGAUGCCACUGUAAUAAUAUUUCUGAAGGAUUUGGCCUUGGGCGGGGCUAUUACCAUUCCAAAUGAUGGUAUUUUUGUGCAACCCAAGAAGGGCAAUGUGCUGAUCACCUUCCAAAAAAAGGAACUCCCUACUACGGUUUGUCCAAACAUCGCGGGUAGCGGAUUAGUCAUGAUCAAGUUUAUUUUCAAGAAAUAGGAGUAAGCGGAUUUUUUAUUCGAAGCCGUCUGAAGCUAAUCAUUAAUAUUAUUAAUAAAUCAUUUAUUAUUAUAAUAAAAGGUGUAGUGGCAAGUUAAUGUAAUAA
This is a messenger RNA of Drosophila suzukii, 1578 nucleotides long. Its product is annotated as prolyl 4-hydroxylase subunit alpha-2. Gene Ontology annotation, molecular function: protein binding; procollagen-proline 4-dioxygenase activity. Gene Ontology annotation, biological process: peptidyl-proline hydroxylation to 4-hydroxy-L-proline. Lineage: Eukaryota; Metazoa; Arthropoda; Insecta; Diptera; Drosophilidae. The record is from RefSeq and is a predicted model, not a curated record. Gene Ontology annotation, cellular component: endoplasmic reticulum.